Penicillium riverlandense is the source of this 4662-nucleotide messenger RNA. RefSeq names its product mediator of RNA polymerase II transcription subunit 12. Gene Ontology annotation, biological process: regulation of transcription by RNA polymerase II. Bases 1 to 4662 code for a protein of 1553 amino acids. The record is from RefSeq and is a predicted model, not a curated record. Gene Ontology annotation, molecular function: transcription coregulator activity. Gene Ontology annotation, cellular component: mediator complex. Lineage: Eukaryota; Fungi; Ascomycota; Eurotiomycetes; Eurotiales; Aspergillaceae. The transcript has 4 exons.
AUGAUCCCUCAUUCCUCCACCGGCCAGCAGCCAUGGGGCCAUCCGCUCCGGGCCUUCAAUCAGGGAGGCUCCGGGCGCGGGGACCUAGGCCAGGGCCAGGGGCAAUAUGACUCCCCGGACAAGUCGCAACCCUCGCAGAUGUCGGGCCGAUCCUCGGCCGUCGUCGACUUAGCCGAUGGUCUCGAGUCGCAAGGAGAACCGGUCGCCAAACGCCCCAGAUUGGAGAUGCCGGGAAACACGGGCGUCAUGGAUGGAGCCGCUGCAGGGGCGGAGGCGAGGAGUACCCCGGGCAGUGGGAAUUCACGACCACCUCCAGUCUCGUGGCGCGGCCGGCCGCUGUGGUCGUUCCAGGCAGUCAUCGCAGAAUUGCCUGGAGGCGAGAACCGUGGCAAUGGUGCGGCAUCGCCGCCUCCAUUGCCUGUUCAGCCGUGGAAAACCGCCCUGGCGGAACGCUCGGCGAACCGCGAUUCCAGGUCUCGGGAAAGUUCGCCCGUCAAGGAUGUGCAAACGACCCCGUACCACAUUGAGGUGCCUUCGGUAGCCCCAGUUCUCAAGGGAGAGAAAAUCGCCGAUUUCGUGCCGUGGACCGGAAACCACCCGGAAGACCUGCUAAACGAACAAACUGCAAAACAAGGCUACUACGACCGUACACAGGUUUCGCAGAAUGAAUCCAAUACCGCUCGCCCGGCGCUAUUUUCGCAAUUGAAGCAUCGCGCUGGACUACAUGUCCUUUCGUCUGUGUUCACCGCUACUCUUGAAAAACGACAGAAUCACAACGCCGUCCAUGCGCCAUCAACAUUCAAACCGCCGCCCCGGGUCACCCUCACGGACAAUAAGCGGGAGACCUGGCUCCGGGAUCUAGCCAACCCCUCUGUGCCCCUGCGCAGACUGAGCCGAACCAUUCCCCACGGUAUCCGAGGCAAGGUUCUGCUUGACCAAUGCUUGGGUAAGUGGAUUCCUGCGGCACGAGCAGUUUGGCUGGCAAAGUGCGUUGGUGCCAAUGAAAUACGGGCCUUUAAGCGGAAAGGCACGAGCGGUGCCUUGGCAGUCGGGUUAGAGGCGAAAUGGGUGCGAGACUGGACCACGAACGUACAGCAGUUCGUCGAGGGCGUGCUCAGCGCUGCGAAAACUUCGGACUGGAAGGCCAAGAUGACCUACGCGGUCGGCUUGACUGCCCGUCUAUUCUUUGAGAACUUACUUGACCAUGAUCAUUUCCUGGAGUGGUUUCUGUCGUCCUUUGAAUCAGCAUCGCUUAAUACCAUUCCUAUCUGGCUCUUGAUGCUUGGCAUUUACUGGGAGAGCCUCAUGCGAUAUCGCCGACGGGGUCGCCGGUUGGCCGAGAUUUUGCUUGAGAAACUCCGCCAGGCUACGGAAGCCAAACUGGAAACAUUACAGCCUCUCAUCGACCGACUCUCUCGCUUUGUCAAGAAGCUUGUUCACGAACAUCCUUCAUCUGUCAUACUCCCAAAUUCGUGGGACGUGUACAAACAUCAUAUCGCAUCAUGCCUCGACUUCUCCCAAAAAGCGAACCGCGCCUUUUUCCAAUGUCUUGCAGAACGAAAUACCCGGGUGCAGCGUCCUCGGCAGUCUCGCCAGGCCUCACAACGCUCUCCUCAUCAAUCAGUCAUCCGCCUCCUUGACUCUAUACGCACCGCACACGACCUUUCCUCCAUCUCUUCUGCCUGUCUCGAAUCCAUGGACGAUAAAGCCGCUCUGGUUUCCAAAUUACUGGAGUGGCUCGCCACUCCCUUUCGCCACGGUGUUUGCCGGGUUUAUGUCGGUGUUCGCCUAUUACGAAAAUGGAAAGCGGCCGGGGUCGACGUGGACGGGCAUGUGCUUACGUUCCUCACACGUGCCCGGAAUGACAAGAAACUGAAUCUGGACAAUAUCUACCAUGCCAUCUCGGAGCUUGUCAGGUCCCAAACAUUCUCGGUUGGGCGAUACCUGCAGUGGUUAACGGCCAGGGGUAUUACAAGAGACCUAGGGGAAGAGCAAAACUUACCUGCCGACAUCGGUCUCAUAUCACAACUUCCCGUCAGCCGUCUUCCAGAGCACGUUGCCAAUUUACGCAGUACUCUUUUGGCGCGCACGGGGCUUUCUAUCUCAGACGAGGCUGCCACCAUUGAAAAAGUCAAAGAGAACAUCAGUCAACGUCUUCCGGGCAUCUUUGACGAUACCCACAUGCAAACAGACAUAUCGCCAUCUCCGCUCCCAACGAAUUUAAGUUGGGCGGUUAAAGCUGAAGUUGGCCAGUGGCUACGACGUGGCGUCGUUGGGCACACCCGUGAUGCUAGCGAAUCAAUCACUCAAUCCGCAUUCCCUAGCGACCUGAAGGUGGCGGUCUCUGCCUUGACUCCUGCCGAGUUCUACGGUGUCCGCAAUAUCCUGGAGAUGUUUGGUGAUCUUUCCAUGCUCGCAGAUGUGCUGAAAUGUGCCUCAGCCUGUGACGACAGCACCGUUCUUGCAUCAGUGGCAGACACAACAUAUUAUCACUUCGAUUCACUCAGCGUGAUAGGCGCCGCCCCAGAUCUAUACCGAAGACUAGUUGACGCCUACGCCGCUAUGAAGAGGUUCAGCGUGCCGAGUCUUGAUCUAGUGUUCUCGCUUAUCGAACUUGGGCUCCGGAUACCCAGUGAGCUCAACACUGUCGCAAUUCUCCGCCAAGAUCUCUCGCGCAUGGAGAAUAAGUCGGGCAUAGCUGCAUCCUCCCCAGUCUCAGACCAUAUCGCCGACACAUUCGGUGAUGCGGACCCCUUGUUGCGGGAGAAGUUGGAUCAGCUCCUCAUGUCUGGAAACAUCAUGGACGAGCCCACCCUGGACACGGUUUUCAGCACUCUCACAAAUCAUCUCGAGUCUGUUGUCGAGUAUUCAAAGCUGUCGGCGAAUGACACUUGCCGGUAUCUAGCACAGCUGAGGUCGUUCCAACCAAAGCACUUCGAUAGUAUCCUGACUCGCUGGGUCUGCGGUCAUUUGAAGUCCCCUGAUCGGCUCACGUUACUUCGCAUUCUUCCACCACUUAUCGGCGUCGGCUGUGUCACCAUCCGUGCAUUUUUGCUUCUUGUGAAACGGCUCAUGCAAUCCGAAUCGGCGGCAGCGUCAAUUCCUAAUGUGGCAGAUCUGCCCGCGGAUCUUGUACGAUUCCUUCUCGUGGUCUCCGACGGUGGUGAACGGUACUUGGAUCUGGUUUCCUACCGCUUUCAAUUAGCGCAGCAGGAGUUCCUUUCGAAGAAUGCUGAGGAAGCUCUGGGAAUUGUCUCUGAUGCCGCAGCAUCACUCAAUGGCAGUGGCCCAGAGAAAAGUGAACUGGAAAACUCCAUUGUGGCGUUACUACGCGACCUGCUAGUGCGCAAUUCCGACUCUAUAGCUCAAAACUGCAUGCAGAAACUCGUCAAUCAAUACCCGGCAGCCAUGGGUGUCCUUCAAAAGGCGCUAGGUCUUCUUCUUGGCCUCCCUUCGCAGCCGGGCUCUGUCACUGCAGAGGUCGAAAAGCUGACCACCAUGGCCGAUGAUUUCUCGCUUCCAUUUUGUCAGCUGAAGCUGCAGAUCCUCUUCCACACCGACUCUCGGAAUGAGGAUCGCGACAGCAUCGUGGACGCGAUGUUCAAAACUGCCGUGGCAGACUCGAGGGCGCAGAGACUUCACUGGGUGGAUCUCGUUGCGCUAAUGAGCCCAGAUGCCGUGCGUCAGAUCCGCGAACGCGCCGAGAAAGAAUUUUUCGCCAUUCCACUAUCAGAAGAGUCGAUGCACGAUCCUCCAUCUGGAUCAUUGGAGACGGCAAAGCUGUACCUCACCAUCAUCGAGGAACUUUCAAGCAGCAUCCCCGACUCGGGUACGCCGUCGGUGGCUUCUGUGCUUGUGGAGAGGAUGGACUUGCUCCUGCAUAAGAUCAUUGUCAUGCAGAAUACGGACAGGAAGAUCGAUGUGACGGCUGGUCAAUCGCGCACAAAUUUUGAGCGAACGCUCGCCUUCUGGUUCUCUGCUUUGCUCAGGAUGGUUGUCAUUCACCGCACCUCAUUCAACCAGUCCUCUCUGGCAGUGAAGACCGGUGCUUCGCAUGAGCAGACCCGACUGUUGAUUUCAAUCAUCUGCAUCGCGCUGUCGCGUCUUCCGGGUGAUGUGCUACGCCUCUACCCCACGGCCGAUUAUUUUCACCGCCCCAAUCCUUCUGAGGAAUAUCAUCCGUGCCCAGAGAUCCUGCUCCAAACUCACGCCCUGGACGUUGCCGCCUCCCUAAUUGAUGUGUUUCCCAAUGAAGUGCGCCAUCAAUGUGCCCGGUACCUGAAGGAAAAGUGCCCCCCCUUUCGCCCAAUCACAAACCGACUCCCGCUUCUUUCUUGGCCAUCUGGUGCUUCGCAGCAACAGCAGCCUGCUUCGAUGCCAUCCCCUGCAGCCUCGGGGUCAACUCCAGCUCCAUCGCCCGCCAUUGGAUCUUCCGCGGCCCAACAACAGCCUGCUGCUGGUGCUGCGGCAAUGUUACCCAAUGGGCUGUCCGAGAGCAACAACUGCGUGGCAAAUCGACUCCGUCUUCAACAUCGUGGUCGAGUAGUCGGGCCGUAUCCCAUCCGUCCCUGGGAACUACUGGAAGAUGCGGCUCCUUUCGUGGGUGUGAAUGACACUGCUGUCAAUCUGAGCUACUUUGAUGCAAGGCGCGUUAGGACUUGA